Phytophthora infestans T30-4 is the source of this 1065-nucleotide messenger RNA. Its product is annotated as Amino Acid/Auxin Permease (AAAP) Family. Lineage: Eukaryota; Oomycota; Peronosporomycetes; Peronosporales; Peronosporaceae. Gene Ontology annotation, molecular function: amino acid transmembrane transporter activity. The record is from RefSeq and is a predicted model, not a curated record. The transcript has a single exon. Bases 1 to 1065 code for a protein of 354 amino acids. Gene Ontology annotation, biological process: amino acid transmembrane transport. Gene Ontology annotation, cellular component: vacuolar membrane.
AUGACCACGUUCGGUCAGAAGCUCCUCACGCUGGAGGACCUCAAGAUGGCGUUCAACGUAUUCUGCUGCGUUUACGGAGUUGGAACGCUCGGUAUGCCCGGCAACUUUUCGCGUGCCGGCCCCGUGCUCGCCGUUAUCGCCAUGCUAUUCAUGGCGUUUGCAAACGUGUACGCCUCCGUGGCCAUCUGUCGCGUCAUGCUGCUCGCUCCUAAGUCUGUCAAGACGUACGGUGACCUAGGGGCCUGGGCGGCCGGUAAAUGGGGCCACUGGUUUGCCGUGGUGGCUCAGAUGGCCUCGUGCCUGCUCGUGCCGUGCGUGCUCCUCGUAUUGGGCGGCUCGCUGCUCGACGGUCUGUUCCCGAACGCUUUCAGCGAUUCCGUCUGGAUCAUCUUCAUGGCCUUAAUGUGCCUACCCGUGUGUCUUAUCCCCACUCUGAAGGAAGGGGCGGGCGCUGCUUUCGCUGGUUGUGCCGGCACAGUCAUCGCCGAUAUCAUCGGUGUGGCGGCUGUGCUGCACGGCAUGCGAGGCCACCCGUCCGUGCCGUCACCCGACCUUAAGUUCUCUCAAGUCGCCGGCGUGUUUGGCAACCUGUCGCUUGCGUAUGGUGCCGGCGUCGUUAUCCCGGCUUUACAACGUCAGCAUAGUGACCCGAAGCGAAUGCCUCGCGUGGUAUUGUUCACUAUCACACUGAUCUCGUGUCUGUUCCUGAUCCUGGCCAGUACGGCCUAUUCGGCUGUGGGUUGUCAGAUCUCCGGCAACUUGUUGUUCACGAUCUACCCGGACGCCGAUACCGGCAUGACUUCGCUCGGUUUCAAGUCGGAUUGGGGUGCCGUUGUCCUAGCCUACCUAUUCAUGCAGCUUCACAUUACUAUUGCUUUCUCCGUUCUACUGAACCCCGUGUUCUACCUGUCCGAGCGUCUAGCGCUUGGCAUGCACAAGAAGAAACAGAGCGACAUUGAGAGCGGUCUCACUUAUGCCGAGAUGGGAACUUCCGCCAAGGAAUCCGUCGCAAACCCGUCGGUGAACGCCGUGUCGGAGUGUCGUUCCGGCACGUCCUUUAUCUGA